Messenger RNA from Rhinolophus ferrumequinum (greater horseshoe bat), 390 nucleotides. Its product is annotated as 40S ribosomal protein S24-like. Gene Ontology annotation, molecular function: structural constituent of ribosome. The transcript has a single exon. Gene Ontology annotation, biological process: translation. Bases 34 to 390 code for a protein of 118 amino acids. The record is from RefSeq and is a predicted model, not a curated record. Gene Ontology annotation, cellular component: ribosome. NCBI's taxonomy places the organism in Eukaryota, Metazoa, Chordata, Mammalia, Chiroptera, Rhinolophidae.
AACAACAAAGUAAGCAUCCAAACCAGGAAGUUCAUGACCAGUAGACUACUUCAACGGAAAGGAAUGGUCAUUGACGUCCCUCACCCUGGGAAGGCAACAGUACCCACGACAGAAAUUUGGGAAAAACUAGCCAAAAUGUACAAGACCACACCAAAUGUCAUCUUUGUAUUUGGAUUCAGAAUCCAUUUUGGUGGUGGCAAGACAUCUGGCUUUGGCACGAGUUAUGACUCCUUGGAUUAUGCAAAGAAAAAUGAACCCAAACAUAGACUUACAAGACAUGGCCCGUAUGAGAAGAAAAAGACCUCAAGGAAACAGCAAAAGGAAUGCAAGAACAAAAUGAAAAAAGUUAGGGGAACUGCAAAGGCCAAUGCUGGUACUGGCAAAAAGUGA